Messenger RNA from Lolium rigidum, 2984 nucleotides. RefSeq names its product cysteine-rich receptor-like protein kinase 10. Gene Ontology annotation, cellular component: plasma membrane. Bases 1 to 2946 code for a protein of 981 amino acids. The transcript is spliced from 2 exons. Gene Ontology annotation, molecular function: protein kinase activity; ATP binding. NCBI's taxonomy places the organism in Eukaryota, Viridiplantae, Streptophyta, Magnoliopsida, Poales, Poaceae. The record is from RefSeq and is a predicted model, not a curated record. Gene Ontology annotation, biological process: protein phosphorylation.
AUGGCUUCUUUCCAGCGUCUCCCUCUGCUCCUCGCCGUCAUUGCAUCGCUCUGUGCGGCCGCGGUCGGUCAGGACGGCAAGCCCGUGCUGCCGUUCGCGCCUUCCUGCUCGACUACAGAUAACUACACCGACGGCAGCCAGUACAUGAAGAACCUGGACCAGCUCCUCGCCGGCCUCCCCGUGGCCGCCGCCUUUAACGGCUGGUUCUACAACGGCACGUCGGGAGCGCCGGGGACGCCCGACCAGGUCUUCGGCCUCACCAUGUGCUACGCGGACCGUAACGCGAAGGAGUGCCAGGAAUGCCUCGCCGGAGCAGCGGCGGGGAUCAAGUCCAUGUGCCCGGGAAGCCGGAACGUGCGCGCGGCCUACGACGCGUGCGUGCUCCGGUACUCGCCGACGCCCUCCUUCUCCAUUGCCGACCUCGACGUGGCCUUCUACGUGACCGUUGCAGGCACGGCCAUCGACCCCGAGAGGAUGCGCAACGCGUGGCUCCCGCUCAUGACCAACCUCGCAGGGCGCGCCGCGAGCUCGCCGUCCCGUGUGGCGAACACGACCACGCCUUACGACGCGGCGUCGCUGGUCUACGGGCUGGCGCAGUGCACGAGGGACCUCAACGCGACGGAGUGCAGCAGGUGCCUCUCCUCCCUGGUCGGGCAGCUCAGAACACGAUUCACCAACGAGACAGGCGGCGCCGUCAAGGCGUACAGCUGCUACGUGAGGUACCAGCUUGGCGCCUUCGACGUCACCCUCCCGCCGGAACCACUUUGGCGCGUCAAGUCAUUCAGAAACCAAACACCUCGAUCAUCCUGGCACCCACCGUCCAUGGCAUCUUCCCGGCGCGUCCCUCCACUCCUCGCCCUCCUCCUCGCCUCGCUCUGCGCCGCCGCGGCGGUUGCUCAGAAGAACAGCAGCAUCCUGCUGCCGUCCAAUCCUACCUGCUCCACGGCCGGCAACUACACCGACGGCAGCCAGUACAAGAAGAACCUCGACCAGCUCCUCGCCGGCCUCCCUGCCGCAUCACUAAGCAACGGCUGGUUCUACAACGGCACGGCCGGCGAAUCGCCCGACCAGGCCUUCGGCCUCAUCACGUGCUACGCCGACCGCAGCGCGGCGCGGUGCCGGGAGUGCCUCGCCGGAGCUCCCGCGGGGAUCACCACCGUGUGCCCCGGAAGCCGGAACGUGCGCGCGGCGUAUGACGCGUGCGUGCUCCGGUACUCUCCGGCGCCGCCCUUCGCUGGGACCGCCGACCUCGCCGUCCCCUUCCUCGUGCGCGCCAGCGGGCCCGGCGUCACCGUCGACCCGGACAAGAUGCUCAACGCGUGGCUCACGCUCAUGACCGGCCUCACCGGGCAGGCCGCGAGCUCGCCGUCGAGGGUGGCCAACUCGUCCACGCCGUACGACGGCAACGCGACGAUGCCGGUGUACGGGCUGGCGCAGUGCACGAGGGACCUCAACUCGUCCGAAUGCAGCAGGUGCCUCUCCUCCCUGGUCGGCCAGCUCAGGACGCGCUUCACCAACGACACCGGAGGUGCCAUCAAGGCCUACAGCUGCUACGUCAGGUACGAGCUUGGCGCAUUCGACAUCACCCUGCCGCCUGAACCGCCGCAGCCUUCGCCGCCACCGACAUCGUCCUCCUCAAGAACAGGGCUUGUGGUCGGCCUCUCCGUCGGCUCUGUGGCGUUCUUGAUCAUUCUAGGCUCCUUGAGCUGCAUUUCCUUACGACGGCGGCGGCGGCGAAAGCAGGCAAAAAUCCUCGAGGAGGCAAGGGUGCAGCAGCUGGAAGAGGGCAGCUUCUUCGACGGCGACGACCCGGCCAUGGAAGACGACUUCGAGAAAGGGACCGGCCCAAAGCGGUUUCGCUACGGCGAGCUCGCCAUCGCCACCGACAACUUCUCCGACGAGAACAAACUCGGCGAAGGAGGAUUCGGCUCCGUGUACAGAGGACACCUCAAGGAAAUGAACCUUCAUGUGGCCAUCAAGAGAGUGUCCAAAGGCUCCAAGCAGGGGAGGAAGGAGUACGCGUCCGAGGUGAGGAUCAUAAGCCGGAUCCGGCACCGGAACCUCGUGCAGCUCAUCGGUUGGUGCCAUGGCGGCGGCGAGCUCCUCCUCGUCUACGAGCUCAUGCCCAACGGCAGCCUCGACACGCACCUUUAUGGCAACAACAACGCCGCCGUGCUGCCAUGGCCGGCGAGGCAUGAGAUUGUGCUGGGAUUGGCCUCUGCACUUCUGUACCUUCACCAGGAGUGGGAGCAGUGCGUCCUUCACAGGGACAUCAAGCCAAGUAACGUAAUGCUUGAUGGAUCCUUCGCCGCCAAGCUCGGCGACUUCGGGCUCGCCAGGCUCGUCGACCACGGCCAUGGAUCGCACACCACGGUGCUCGCAGGAACCAUGGGGUACAUGGACCCGGAAUGCAUGAUGUCGGGCAAGACAAGCGCUGAGUCGGACGUCUACAGCUUCGGCGUCGUCCUCUUGGAGAUCGCCUGCGGCAGGCGGCCUCUAGUGAUGGCGCAGCAAGAGGACGAUGCGGUCCACUUGACUCAAUGGGUCUGGGAUUGGUACGGCAAGGGAAGGAUCCUUGACGCCGCCGAUGAGCGGCUUGAAGGAGAAUUCAAUGGCGAUCAGGUGGAGCGUGUGUUGAUCGUCGGGCUCUGGUGCGCUCACCCCGAUCGAAGCCUGAGACCGUCAAUCAGGCAGGCCGUCAACGUGCUGCGCUUCGAGGCGCCGUUGCCGAGCCUCCCGGCGAGGAUGCCCGUGGCAACCUUCAUGCCACAGGUUGGUGCUUUCACUUCCACAUCUUCGGCUGUGACAGGAGGCACCAGCAGCAGCACUGGAACAUAUUCGGUUGCAACAGGCGUCAGCAGCAGCACUUCAGUUGUAACAGGCGUCAGCAGCAGCAGCGCCGGCACCAAUGUAUCAGCAACCGAAACAUCCUCCUUGUUGAAAUGAGAAGCAGAUAAGUGGGCCUUUUUUUGGCACCAGAUUAG